Messenger RNA from Camellia sinensis, 1065 nucleotides. RefSeq names its product F-box/kelch-repeat protein At1g15670. Gene Ontology annotation, biological process: regulation of phenylpropanoid metabolic process; negative regulation of cytokinin-activated signaling pathway. NCBI's taxonomy places the organism in Eukaryota, Viridiplantae, Streptophyta, Magnoliopsida, Ericales, Theaceae. The record is from RefSeq and is a predicted model, not a curated record. Gene Ontology annotation, molecular function: protein binding.
AUGGAACUCUUUCCGGGUCUUCCCAACCACGUCGCUCUCGAAUGUCUUAUUCGCAUACCUUUCGACCAACUCCCUGUGGCUGCCUCCGUAUGCAGUGGUUGGAAAGCCGAGAUUCAACUUCCCGAGUUUCGACGCCAUCGGAAGACGGCUGGCUUGGCCCGAUCACUCAUCGUGGUGUCGAAUUCUCAGGUCAAUCCGACCCGAAACCGACAUACUACGAAGCUUCCGGAUCCGCUCUUGUAUCGGCUCGCGCUUUGUGAUCCGGAAACUGGUUCUUGGUCCGAACUGCCACCGGUUCCGGGUUUUUCCGAUGGGUUACCGAUGUUUUGCCACCUUGUGGGAGUUGGAUCGGAGCUGGUAUUGAUAGGCGGGUGCGACCCGCUGACGUGGCAGGUAUUGGAUUCCGUGUUUAUUUACAACUUUGUUUCCGGCAUGUGGCGGCGUGGGGCAGAUAUGCCAGGUGGCAAAAGAUUAUUCUUUGGAUGUGCAUCGGAUUCUAAUCAGAUGGUGUAUGUUGCCGGUGGUCAUGAUAAAGAGAAGAAUGCGUUGAAAUCUAUUUUAGCAUAUGAUGUGACAAAAAGUAAAUGGAUCAAAAUUCCUGACAUGAAAAAAGAGCGAGAUGAGUGCAAGGGUUUAUUUCACGAUGGCAAGUUUUAUGUGAUCGGUGGAUAUCCUACAGAAAUGCAGGGUCAGUUUGAAAGGGAUGCGGAAAUAUUUGAUAUUACCACUUGGCGCUGGGAUUCGAUACAAAAAGACUUUUUAGUAGAUGCCAUGUGUGCAAGGACAUGUGUGUGCAGUGGUGAUUCACAUAUGUACACGUGUUGCGAGGGUAAUGUGAUGACACGUGUGGGUACUAGUUGGCAGGUCCUGGUUGGACUACCAGUUGAGGUGUCUAAUGUAACAUACAUGACAGCAUGGCGAGGCAAGUUAUUAGUGUUUGGUUCUUCUAAAUUUGGUGAUCACAAGGUUUGUGCUAUGGAUUUAAAGAAUAAUACGUGGGCAAAACUAGAUGUGCCAGAAGAAUACUCAAGCCAUGUCCAAUUAGGUUGUUGUUUGGAGAUUUAA